Messenger RNA from Pocillopora meandrina, 19979 nucleotides. NCBI's taxonomy places the organism in Eukaryota, Metazoa, Cnidaria, Anthozoa, Scleractinia, Pocilloporidae. The record is from the annotation of a GenBank genome assembly.
CGUUAAUGUUGUUUUUAUUGGCCUCGCUGAGUUUGUAUGGCACUGCACUUAACUACCCCUAUGUUAAUGAUAUGCUGUAUUUACAAGAUUAAAAGUUCCUGCCGAAUUAUGAAUACGGUAUGAAUCAAAAUUUCUCACAGGUAGUAGUUAGGUCUGUUCAGCGUUUGUUAUUCCAUGUUCUGCGUACGUACAACUUCCAUUUUCACUGUAAUUUUCUACUGUGGUAGUUAUCAGGAAAGUUGUGUCCCUUUAGGUUUCCCUGUAGAUUCUAUGCUACCUUGGGUCUGUACAGUAUAGGUCACAUAGGACGUCAAAAUGCGGAAAGAACAUCAAUGACACUGUGCCACUUUUUUGUUUUUACCACAUUUUGACUUUAAUCUAUCACUGAACAGACGCACGUUCAAAAUUCUUUUGCUCUAAGGUACAGCUAGUUCAAAAUUGAGACUGUAUACUACAGAUUGCAUAUUAAAUGCAGACUAGGUACCAAAGGCAGACUGCAGACGAGGACCAAAAUAUUGAUAGCAUAUUGUAGACAGGGUACAAAAUGCAGACUGCACAUUACAGACCAGUAGAAAAUAAAGACAGCACGUCGCAGACUGGGUACAAAAUGCAGACUGUGGAUUGCAGUCUGGGUACAAAGUGUAGGGAUAAUCAACACUUUUUUAAUUUUUAUUUGCAUAACUUGUGUUAUGUGUAUUGUCAAUUGCAUUCUUUUGGAGUUUUUUUGCCUAAUGUCCUUAAAUGUACUUCUCAAACAAAGUGUUAAAGUUUUCUUUAAGCCUUCACAGUUGUGUACAGGUGCUUUGAUUAUGCAGUACAUUAAGUGUUAUCAGAUCAUAUAAAAAAAACAGUAUAAUUUGGGGUUGAAUUUUUUAAGUGUCAUCUUGUUACAAAGAUAUGCUUGAAAUGGUGGUCAAAACAAGCAUAUUCUAAUGACUCAAGAAAAUUUGUCAACAAAUGCAAAUUGUCAUGGAAGACAAAUGGCUAGUUAUUAAAUGUCACCACUUCUAAGGUAAAUUAAAAAUGAAAUACUGUUUGUUAUCAGCCUGCAUUUUGUACCUACAGUAAAGCUCAAAGAUAAAAGGGGCCAAAAUAUGCAAAACUUAGAGGAGUAAGGUCCAAGACCAGAUACAUACUAAUCUUGUACCUUGUCUAUCCUUAUCUAUCCUCAGAAGAGUGUAUGUAUUUAGUAUGUAUAAGAUAGCCUAAAACUAUUCCCUAUAUUAUCAGGAUUUGUUGGUAAAAUUUUUAAUGCAGUUGGUUCGUUUUUCAGGGAAAAGUCAGGGAAAUUUAAAAAACCUGAUUGUGGCAAUCAUGCCACAGAUUGUUCACAGACAAUAGACAAUUCUUGGCCUUGAUGCUUGUUAUCAUACAAAAACUAAAUCCAUUAAUUGUUAAUAGUAAUGCUCCAGUUUAUCUUGACACCCAUUGAGGCACUGUCUUUUUGUAAACCAAGGCAUGUUUGCAUUGCCAUAGCUAUUUUUGGAUGAGAGAAGGGAGGAUUUAGAGCCCUCUUUGACCCAUUGCCUCUCUGUAUUUAUAUCUGUGUGACUUGCACUGGAACUUAUCAUUUAGAACUUAAGUCAUGUUUUUUUCUAGUUUUGUUUUUUAAUCACAAUUUAUCCUGUCAUUCUUAUACCUUCAUAUAGCAUUCUUCAAGAUUUUUUUAUUUCUUUAUUUUUUCACCAUAUUAGAGAGUAGAAAGUGAGCUCCUCAGCCUUAGUGGAUCUUACCGGAAUCCUUACGGUGAGUCACAUGACAGAACCUAUGUAACACUACGUGUUCCAGGCUGACAAGUUAUUCUGCUGAUUCAUUUCUCUGUAGUUCUAUUUUUCUAUCUAUUGUAAUCUUGUAAUCUGAUCCAGAUCUCCCUUAAUCUCUGUCCCAGUGCCUUCAAUAAAACUUGAAGUAGGUGGCUACCUCAGUAAAGCAGCCCCUGGAAAAUAAUAUCGUUAGCCCAUUAGUUCCAUUUAGAAUAUUAGCUGGCUUCAAACAAAGUAUGUUUAAAGUCAACCAAAAGAACUAUAAAAUAUCUCAAUGUGUUCAUUUAAAAGCUUCCAAAAAGUCAGAAAGAUCCAGAAGGAUGGUAAUUGUCCAACAUCACAUAAUACUAAACACUUUCAUUAGGGAGUCUACAAAAGCAAUACAAAAUAAUAUCUUGUGUGUAUCAAAUUUCCAUAUGCAUAUGUUCUCAAAUUUUGAUGAUAGAGUCUAAUCCUUUCUUCACCUUGCCAAGCCAGAUUCUAUGGUUUUCUUUUUACAAGUACAUCACACUUUGACUCACAGUUGCUUAACCCUUUAACUCCUAGAUCAAAUUUGUAAUUCUCCUUACUGUCAACCAUACAAUUCUUAGAAUGUUAUUUCAGAUAAUUUGGUAUUGGAUCAACUAAUUAUCCCCAAAUUGAAAUUUUUCUUUUUUCUCAUCAUUUAUUGGGUUAAUAUUACAUUUAAAGGAGAAAUUCUGUCGUGGUCACUCAUGGGAGUUAAAGGGUUACAGUAUUUACAUUUUAAUGCCAUGAUCUUUGAUGACAGUGUCUUCUUCUGCUUGUUAUUUGAAACAAAUCCUUAUUUGAUAUAUUUUUGUUCUGUAAAUUUGUCUUGAAUGUGGCAAAGUAUAUCCAACAAUUCACGACAGAAUACCCGCUAGAACUCUGGUCAGUACAGCAUCUUAUUGAAAGCACCACUGUCCAUGGUCACAGUAGUCCUUCCUUAAGUCUAUGAAAAAGUGUAUGCAAAAAUUAAAACAGUUAUUUCUGCACACGUCUACGUAAAAGGAAUUCAAGAGAGAGGAAAAACAUUUAAAAUUGUUUUCUGGCUUAGAAUUAGUUCAUUUCAUGUAAAAAUAGGAUGAAGGUUUGGAAAAUGCUGCAAGAGGCAGACCUUCCAGCUGGCAGGCAUCAUUAUUAGGUAUAUUGUGUCAGUGUAAAAAGAAAAUAUUCUUUUCAGUAAUUUGUGUUUCAUUAAAUGUGAUCACAUUUUUAUUGGCAGAACAUGGCUAAAAAAUGAUGUGUUAUUUUUCCUUACUGGAUGAGCGGUCAGAGUGCUCCAAACUAGUUUGUUUGUCACAUUUUAGUCAUGAUAGCCAUGGCUUUUAUGUGAACUGUUGAACUUCUAAGGGUGGUUUUGUCACAGAAAUACAGUGUACCAAGCAAUUUGAAGAAAGGGAGCUAUUUAUGUUCUUUUGACUUUCUAUACUUAAAAUUUCCUAUAAAAGGGUAAAAAAAUUCAUUGUAAAUUUUAAGGUGCUAUAGUGGAGAACUACCUUCCCCAGCACUAUAGAGUUUUAUCCAUUGUCAGUUGAGUAGUACUCUUGGUUGCAGCCCUGUACAAUAUUGUUAAACAAAGAAUAUCAUAUUAAUGGCUUUGGUACCAUUUCAAUGCAGUGUCCUUGUACUAUUAGUGCUUCACACAAUCUUUGCGUCUCAUACCAUUUAAACCUACACUGUGCAUCCUAUGUAGAUCAUGGAAGGAGUAAGGAUGACAGUCCAAAGACAGUAAGUUACCAGUUGAACACAAUUCUUUUUACUGAGUGGAAGUUUCUUAAUCAAUAAACUUAGGUUAGGGUUUCUUGAAAUGCAAGUAAAGACUAGCAACAUGAAGAAGAACCAAUUGUUCCAGUGUUCAAAUAGGAUGGCUCCUAAAAGAGCUGGUUUUGUUCAUAAAUAUUUGCUUCUAUUUCUUGCUCUUGGGUGGCUUUGGACCUUCACUAAUAGUCACUGCAUGUGCUUAAAAAAUGUCACCAUCCAGUUGUCUUGGAUGAGUAGAUUUCCAUCUCAGGCAAGUAAAUUUCUCUGCCCACUUGUCCACUGUGCAAGCACCCCAGGAAAUCAACCAUUUGAUUGAGUAACAAAGCAAGUGCCAAAAUUUUAAAUCAUAAUGGAUCUCAAACAUCAAAAGGUUGCAUGAUUUAAAUAGUUAUAUAUCAUUCACUGAGAGUAAUGGUACUCAUGUUUAUUUCAAUUAUCUGUGCUAAUUAACAAUGUGCUAAAUUUUGUUCUGCAAAAAUAAUUACCUACAGAACAUGUCAUGUUUUGUAGCAUUGUUAAAGCUCAGCUCAGCAGAAUAAACCCAAUUGUUAUAAUUUAUAUACACCAAGAAAGUAAACCAACUUAGAGAAAUUUGAAAAACAGUCUUGUUUCUGAAUUUCAUUAGGUUUUAAGACAUAUUCUAUUUUCUUCUGAUGAGAAAAAACCUCCUUCCCCUAAAGGAAAUGACUUUCUUAUAAAAUCUGGCUAUUUCUUUGUUGUUCCUGCAAUUGGAAGGUCCUUUGUCAUAUUUGGCAAAAUGGUUUCCUAGCACAUGUCCAACAUUUUCUGGUAACCAAAUUUCUUUGUGUUUUUAUCAAAACAAAUUAGAAUGGUUUGCAAACAGUAAAAGUAUUUUCAAUUUAGAUAAUCUUAGUGAAUUCAUGCACAUGUACAUUUGUUGAGGCAACCAAAAUGAGGCAAAUUUCUGAGACUCUACUUGUGAUAUCUUUUGAUUUCUUUGCAAAAGCUUUUUUCUCAAAAUUUGAGUUGCCUAACUGGGGGUGCAGCUAAUCUGACAGUGUGGCUUAUAGAUUUGUGUUUUCAUUAUUUUUUCUUCUGAAAGGCAGGUGUGAUGGCUGAUUGGGGUGCAAUCAACCGUAGGCUUAUGUAUCAUGGUUAUCAACCUGUCAUGGUGUUUCCAUCAGGUCAAUUGCAAGAAAGUCAUGGAGGUAAUGUUAUGUUUCCCGUACCAAUAUAUGCAUAUGCAUCAGUACUGUACACUGUGACCACAAAAGUAAACUUCAGACUUUGACACUAACUUAUUUUUAAUUUACCCUCUAAGGAACCAGGUCCCUAGUUUAAUUGCCCAAGUGUUGUAACAGCUGUCUUUUUUAUUAUUAGUAUUAUUACCCAUCACCUCAUAAACAUACUAUCUCAAAACAUUGUUGAGGUCUGUUAUGUUAACUCAUUUCUACCUUUGUUUUAAAGCUUGCCAUUGAUUUUGGAAACAGCAGUUUCUAACAUUUCUUCAACUUCUGCCUCCAUAGCAGCUGUUGCUUUAGAGGAGCUUUCAUCCAAGAAUUUACAGAACACUUUGGACAAGUUGAUGACUGAGAGUGACCGAAGGCAGUCAAUGGUGCAGGAGCUAAUCAGCUCUUCAACCAGAAUUCAGUAAGUAUUUUGAAUUAUCAUUUUUCACAUAACACUUGAUGUUUUAUUGGACUAGUUAAGUAUAGCCUUUAAUUGACAGAUACUGUAACUGACUUUUUUUAUUCCUGACUGUGCAUAAGAAAUAUGGAUACUUAAAUUAUAAAUCUUUACCAAAUCCAUGAAAUAUAAAUGUCCAGUUUGUCAAGUUUAGUAACCCUUUACACCCUGACAUAUUUUCCUUACUAUACACAUCUUCUUUCUUAUGUUACUGACAAGUAAAUAAUAGUCAAAAGCUACAUAAGUUGGUGAUCAUUUUGUUUAUUUCCUUGACCUUUGAUGUCUGGGUAAUACUAUAAGGAGAAAUUUUAUGCUAGUACUCUUACAGGUAGAAAGGUUGGGUAUGUUUACAAGCUUAUCUCUCCUGUAUUUUUAAAUCAAUUGAAGGAGAGAUGCCGAUGAAGAAAGGGAAAGGGUUUAUCGUCAUGAAAUGGAGGUGUGUAUAGAAUUGUGGUACUAUCCACACAACUCAAACCUGGAAAUUUAUGAUGUUCAAAAGCUGCAAUUGGCACAUUUCCAAGAUGCAUUCCCUCAAUAAUUCACUUACACAAGGCUUUGUGUUGUUGUAUUUUCUGAUUGUCAGCAUCCAUCCUUUUGUGAUUCCUUCAGUUUAUGCUGCUGUACAAGAAAGUCUUCUCCCAUUUGGUAGAAAACCCUGAUGAUGGAUUUAAAUAAACAUUGCACCCAGGGAAUUUUUAGUUCCAUAAAACAUUCUUUUUACCUAGUACCCAAAUUUUCAGAUUCACAAGGUUACUUAUUACCUGACAAUCUCCCCUUCUUGGUGUUUAACUAUUAUUGUCUUAGUUAGUAAUGAACAAUAACUGUGUAAAUUGGAUACUAACGAGAGUCCCAUGAACCUGGACUAACAUUGGUUUGACCACAAAAAUAGUUUACAUCUAAUUCUCUUGCUGGGAGUCACACAUGGUUUGGUAAAAAGUGCAAUUUGCUCAAAUGACGCUCCCAACACAGGGAAAAAACCUUGAUACCUCAUUACUUUGUGACCUUUGGGGUAAUUAUGAUUAUUAUUAUUUCAUCUGUAAUUUUUAUUUUAGAGCAAACUGGGAUUAGAAUUAGUUAUUUAUAUAUUCCUCAUAGAUCAGGGAUCUAAAAAGAAAACUGGAAGAAGAAAAGCUUAAAGUUCAGGUUAGGCAUAACUAUAUGAUUACUUCAAAUGUAAAUACUUAAAAAAUGCAAGUGUAGAAUAAUUUUAGCACAUGCAUACCAAUUUUUAUCCCCAUAGACCAGAGAUGAGGAUAAGCACAAAAAAAUAUUGCAAUACUUGUUUGAUGAACAUUGCAUCUACUUUUAUGAUCAUGACAGUGAAAUAUUAUGCUUAAAAGGGCUCAGUGUACAACUUCAGUUCACCCUUUUCAUGUUAUCCAGCAUAAUGAUAUAGUUGACUAAGAUACCGUUAACCCCUGAUAACUUGAACCCUGGAUUUCCAUUAUACAUCUGUUAAAGCAUGACAAAUCAAAGCAAGCAGUGUCCUGCAGUUGAAAACAUUAAAUUUGGUUUGAACCAACCAAUUUGUAAUCUGUGUUCUCUUUUGCGCUAAUGUGUCUGUCCAGUUCAGUUUUUAUUGGUGUGGCGACAUUUAACAAUAGCAGCUGUAUCUUCAUAAAUAGUGGCUGCUUAAGUCAAUCAUCAUUAUAUGUAAGUCUCUGAUGUCUCUCGAAGUGCAGUGUAUGAAUAGAAAAACAAUAUACAACUUUUUUCCUUUAUCUCCACUCCUUUGUUUUCAACUCCUGUCAACUGGAACCUUUUUCAAGGUUUGACUUUAGUUAUAAUUCACUGAUUUGGAAUUUUCAAAAAACUGAUUUAAGCUUAUAAUAAAACUUUUCCAACCUCAAGGAAAUGGAGGGAGUUCGAUUAAUGGAACUUCAACGUCAUGGAAAAGAAGUACAAGAACUAAAAAGAACAAAAACUGAACUUGUGGCUUUGCAGAUACAGCUACAACAGAAAGUUGCUCAAAGGGAGGAGGAAAUCACAAUUCUUCGGCAGACAUGUCAAGGUCUUGACAAUGUGGUAUGUAAAUUAGUUGAUCUCAUAUAGCACUUUCAUUCCAGGAUGUCCCUUUUAAAAUAGGUGUUGAACAGUGAGUUUUUUCCCCUUCUUCACUGUGUUUAAAUAUGUGAAGGUUGCCAAGGGUUAAAGGUUGUGAAUUUUUUUUUUUAAGAAAUUUUUUUCCUCCGGUUUUAAUUGGAUAGUGCCUUUGCUUUUUAGGACGUUAAAAGACUUGACAUAGAAAAUGAUGUUAGGGGACACUUCUGGAAACAGUCAGCAGAGAAGAGAACUGCACCAGAUCAAAAGUUAGGAAGUAGCUAGUUCUUAGAAAAUAUUUGUCUCCUGCAUAUAAACAGUUUAAUAUUAAUAAUUGCACACAUGGUUCAUAACCAUACAAACAAACAGCAUAUAAAUAUUAUUGAGGUAGUCCUGAAAACUAAUUUGGCCAAAUUUGGACAGUUUGCGAGAGAGUUAAUUUCAGAGAUGUAUAUAUUCAACCAUUUUAUCUAUGUAGACCAUUUUAAGCAGUUUGACCAUUUAACUGGAUGGACUAAUCAAUUCCCCCCAGACCAUUUUAAGCAGUUGGACCAUUUUAUCCAAUAGAUCAUUUUAAACAAUAGGAUCAUUUAACCAGUUGGACCAUUUCCUCUAGUUACACCAUUUUUACCAGGUGGAGCAGUUUAUCUAGUUGGACCAUUUUAAUCGGUAGACCCAUUUUUGCUGGUUUAUCCAUUUUAAGCGGUUGUAUUAUUGUGACCAGUUGGACCAUUUAGUUGGAUCAGUUUGACCUAAUUAGACCUUUUCUACCAGUUAGAUCAUUUUAUCUUAUGAGACCAGUUUUUCUAAUCAGACCAUUUUAACCAGUUGGACCACUUUAUCUCAUUGGAUCAUUUUAACCAAAUGAACCAUCAUAACCAGUUGCAUCAUUUUAUCUAGUUAGAUCAUGUAAUGCAGUUGGGUCAUUUCAUUUAGGUACCUCACUUUCAUCUUUUGGACAAUUUUAACAAGUUGUAUCAAUUAAGCUAGUUAGACCAUUUUAAAUGGUUGAAACAUGCAAAAGCUGUGGGUCAUACACUUCACUAAGUGUGUAAGAGAAAUAUGACCAUUGGAAUUGAAUUUUGGUCCAUUCUGUUCCAUUACAAAGAGAUUUUGUCUGCAGAUGAAUGAGAGUGGCUCAGUUGAAAAAUUACAGCUCUGCAAAGUUUAUUCAAGCAAAUUUACUUUCUCUUGAAAAACUUUUAUGACCAUAAUGAAGACUUUCAAAAGCAAAAAAAAUGUCUAAAGGGGGUAAGUUUCUAGAGAAACUGUGGUGCUGCGUUGGCAGGAGGGUAUAUCAGCUGAGGGUAAUUUAGUGUUAUCAACUAAGUUGGUAACACAAAUUGGCCACCAUAAAGAGCUAAAUAGCUGACAUUUCAAGCAUUAACCCUUCUUCAUGGCAAUGGAAUUGCUCUGACAAAGGGCUAACACUCAAAAAGUCAGCUUUUAAACUCUUUACGGUGGCUAAUCUAUGUUAUCAACUCAGUAGUUGUAGUCUUUGUCAAUGAGUGACCAUCCUUGACAAAGGGUGGUUGUUUGAGAGAGGAAUCAAAACAAUGAGUCAAAUAAUAGAUGGAUCCACCAUUACUCUUUAUUACUUUAUCAGUUCUAAUAGAAUAAAUUCUAACCUGCAAGAUAAAUUGUUUCUGCUGCUUAGUUAUUAAUUUGCACACAUUGUCAAGGUGGAAACUUAGAAAGAUAGUAUUAAAAAAUUGUGUAUUAGACUUGGCAAUCAGGGCCCACCCAAUUUUGAAUGUAGCAACUUCUUGGCAAAUUAUGCCAGAAGCCAUGCUCAACAAUGCUGCAUGCCCUUGAUAUUUUGGGUAUGCUGACAUUCAGACAAAAACAAAAAGAGACCUCAUUGCACUAGAGUCACAGUUUUAAUGGUUGCCUCAGUCUAUUAGCAGUAAUAACUGAAAGAUUUUAUUACUUAUCCGCAUCAACACCUAAAACAAUAACAGCUAAAAAUAAAGCAUUCAGACACUUAUUAAAGAAAAAGAAAGGGGACCUUUGAGAACGCUAUCUUUCAGGUUUUCGGAUGUAAUUGACAGCUAUGAAUCAAAGAUCUUUGAAAUGCAGCAGGAACUUAAAAAGUUGAAAAAAGAAAUGGAUAGUAAGACUCUGUCUCAUGUUGGAAGUCAAAGCCCUACUGAAAGUGAGUUGACUGCAGGAAGUGAAGUACCUCCAUCAUAUGCAGACAUCAAUACUUCAACCAGUAAAGAUAGAAAGACUGAACGUAAAAUACAGAAAGAAGAAAAGGUACAGGUGAGUCAAGUGGAAAAUGAAUGAUUCUCUCCUUCUUUAUGGCUUUGGUUAUACCUUUAUUAACCUUUUUGUUACCUUCCCAACCCAGAUAUUGCACAGUAAAUGUAUAAUGCUUCCAAGUAACAAGGAAUGAUGGAAAGAGGAGUUCACAAUUUUUUUCUCUGCUAUAACCUUACAAACCAAGCUUUUCAACAGACAAGAAACUAGGCAAAUUCUUUCUAAAAAUAUGGAGUGUAGAGUAAGGGCCAAUAUUAACUUAGUACAAUCCUAAGAAACUAUAUUAGUAACUCUUAAGGUUUACAUAAUUUCUAUAGUUGUUUGUUUUGGCAGUUAUUUGGAGCCCUUUUAAGUUUUUUUUGUGGCAAAACAAUAGCUGGCUGACUGGAUUUCCCCUUGCCCUCUCUAUGAUCUGACAUAGAAUACCAACUAAGAUAAAUACACACUCUAAAGGCCAAUAAGAACUGAUCAAUAAUAUUAACUGAAGAUUAUCAUGAAAAUGAAGAGGUUUUAUCUCACUUUUCCCAUUUACCCAGUAAUAGAGAUUUUUGCAUGCUAUGAAUUUACAGAACUGCCAAUGUUCUCUCUGUAAUUAAAUAAAAUUAUUUGACCACUGCUUAUUCAUACAUGUAUACUGCAUCUCUGGCACUAGCCAAUUCAAGUUUUUAAGUCAAGUGAAAAGCUAACAUUGUACUCAUCUGAAGUUAUCAACAAGUUAAUUAAAAUUAACAAGUGUUCUAAGUGUGUGAUCCCAAUGGAAUGGCAGAGAUGAUGGUCAUAGGUUCCUUUAGGCUGAUUAAGCAUUGAAUAAGCUGAUACUUUGAUUGGGCAAUGCUUACCUCCUUUAAAAUAUCUAGAACAUUUCAUCCCUUUUUCUGUCUGCCUCCAGCUGACUGUUUCUUUUUGUUCACCAAAAAUAGAGCAGGUGCUGGUAGUUGAGAUUCAAAUGACAAAAAAAUAGGUGGAACAUGAUUCCUUUAGUGGAGGCAAACAACCCUUUAAUUUCUGCCAUCUUGUAAGAUUUUUUCCAGUUGCCAGUUGAUUCUGGGAACUUUGCAACAAUAUUUACUUAUUUAGGUUCACUGGAAUCAUUGCAAACUGAAACUGUAGAAUUUAAGGCUCAAAGACUAAUGAUACAGUUAGCACCCCAUAUAAAACCAGGAGUGAGUUAAGAACCUACAGCCUCUAAUAUAGUCUCUGACAUGUUCAUGAUAGUAUUCUCUCAAUGGCAAAUCUUGGUAAUGCAACUGUUAUACACUGUGGUACCAAUUUUAUCUGUGUUCAUUAGAUAAAAAGUAAUCACAGCAGCUUCUAACAUCAUAACUUAUCCAAAUUUGCACCAAACUGCAAACAACAGUUUUCUGGGGUUCAUAACAACAUCUCUAAGUGGUUACUCAUGUGAACUUGAAAGGGCAAACACAUGAUCUGUCAAUCCAGGUGUUUUUCCAUCUCUGAAUUUGAAUAUUUUGUGACCAUUCACCAUAAUUCCAAAAGUAUAGCAAAAAUAUAACACAUUGCUGAGAGCAGUGAAAGUGUUUCUCUUAAGGUGAGUGUGAUUGUAAGAAUGUUCCAACCUCUUUUACACACAAAUUUUCCAUGGAUGAUUAUCUAUAAGUGAUGGUAAUGAAAAAUUUCAAGUGAUGGAUUUGACAGAAGGAUGAGAUGAGAGAUGGUUAUCAAGAUUCAUUAGUAUUAUUUUGAGAAUAAUAGAGAACAGCUUUAUGUCCACAGGUAUACUUAAUUAUUCUUACUCUGACAUUUACCCCUGAUUUUUAUAUUUAUGAUUUGGUACUUGAAUAUCAUAGUGAACUCACUGUUGCUUGUUUUUGGGUCAGUCUACAGAGAAGCAGCUCAAAGAGUGUAAGAUGUUGAUCAAACUUCUUGAGAGUGAAAACACCCAACUCAAACUUGAGCUGGAAUCCAGGUCAUUUACAAUUGUUGUAAUUUUUACAAAGAAAUAGGGUGUUUCUAAGUGUGUUUGGUUUCUUCAAUAACUUUCUGAUAUAAUUGAUUCCUUUACAUAAAUGCUUCUAAUUGAUGAAUUUGAACAAUAAAAAGGUAAUUUUGUUCAAGGUGUCCAUUACUUCACCAAUGAGAAAAAGUAUAGACAAAGUGAAACACUGAAACAUUAAAAAAGGAAAAAUGUUAUGUUUGUUUGAUUCCCCUGUCAUUCUCUAUUCCAAUUCCAUUAUGAUGAUUAUUAUUUUAUAUAUGUUUUGUUAUGUUGGGAUUAAUUUUUCUUGGUUUGGUACCAGAUUGUGACAUGAUAUUUGGGGCACUGUGAUACUUUAACCUUGAAUCAACAAAAUCAUGGUGUUGCUCCAAAGUUUUACUGUAAUAUUGGCUGGGCUGGAAAUGUUAAUUGGUAUAGGGGAGAUUAGUGUAUCCAAAAUUGUUUGAUAGAAAUUUUAUUGCUAGCUAUAUGCCUCAUCUUUUUAAUUCUCUAGACCUAAAUUCAGUGAUUGGAAGAAAGUGCAAAAAUACAAUAAACAGCUCGAAAGACUUCUAGCUCAAAAUAACCUGAGGUAUCUAUCAACUCAUGUUAAAUUUUAUUUUUCAUGUAUUCAGAUAUAUUUUUUAUCCUAAUGACCAAUGGAUAGGCAUUUGCUACAACUAAAUGAAAAGUUCCCUCUUAUUGUGACCAUGACAAGUUUGAAUCUUUGGUACAUGAAAUAAAUAUUAACCUCAUUCUCUCCUUACCUUCACCCUUUUUUUUUUUUUUUUUUUUUUUUUUUUGAGAAAUCAAAACUUGCAGACUAAGCCAACUGCAAAUUGGGAGCUGGUCCUUAUGUUGGUUUGCAAUAAAACCAUGAAGUAACUAAUCAACAUGAUGACCAGUUCUCACCUGGCUUGUUAGCUCAUUUGGUAGAGCAUGGAACCUGUAUUGCAAAGGUCAUGGGUUCAAAUCCCGUACAGGCAUGGGUUUUUUUCAGGCCUUAUUUUUACUAGUGCUUAAAUUGUAUUUAUUACAUAACUACAAGGUCGUUUUCAUAUUCAUAUCUUGAACCACAGUUCACAUAAAUGAUUUUCAUAUAUUAACAGCCAUCUCAUAAUUCACUUUUUAAUAACUGUUAGUUUCUGUACAGUUCUCAAUUUUUAUUCUGGAUCCAAUGAGAUGUUUCUGAAUUAUUUUACCUUUUUACUCUCAGAGCGAAUUGAUAGUUAUGUGUUAGUUUCUGUACUACAUUAUGCUAUUGUAAAGAUUAAUAUACAUAAUUUUUCCUCUAGUCCACCUCACAAAAAACACAAGGAUGGAGGGUCUAAAAUGGAUGAUGUGACUUCUUUGAAAAAAAGAUACAGCAAACAUGUAAGCUUAGCAAGACUGAAAUGGUAUAAUGCAAUAAAAUAUACUGGUACUUAGUUGAUUAAAAUGUCUAUUGACCUGUUCUUGUGGUUGGUGCAAUAUCCUAAUCAAUAACACCCAUUUCACUCCACAGCUUAUACUAGGUUAACCAUGAUCAUUAUGAUAUAGUUUUGUUUAAAUUUUUUGGAAAAUAGUUUGUGCAUCUAUUUUCUAAUUCAAUGUUAGUAUCAUGCUUAAUUUAAGUUUUAACAAAAUCAAUUUAUCAAAGUUCUGAGGUACAUGUAGUUUUUCAGGUUCAAAUGUGUGCAUGAAAUGAAAAGUUCAAACUUUGAUGUGAUCCUGAGGUUUUAGGAGGUUACAGUGUAAGGUGAACAAACAAGAGAACAGAAAUGCUUAAAAACUAAUGAAAAAAGAAAUUAUACAGAUUGUUUUCAUCUGAAUUCUUUGAAGCAGUUUCAUACAGUAACUAUGAUCAUCCUAAGAGUUACUCUAAACAAGACAGUUGUGUGGUAAUAAGGAAAGAAUGAUGGUACAAAAAGACUGAGUUGAAAUUUUCACCACAGGAUACCAAUAGCUCUAGAUGUAUUUUUAAAUGUUUGUUGAAUUUGCUAUUUCCAUUGAAAUGAGUGUCAUUCAAGACUGGCAAAGUGAAUAACACAUCUCUGUUUAUUUUCUGGUUUGCCAUUAACUUUUCUUUUUGGUAAGAAUGAAAUCUUACAAGAUAUGUUUUAUCUAAAGGAAGAACUGAGUUGUUUGCACAAAUGCAUGAAGAUAAGAAAAGAUAGAUGAGGUUUUGAUACAAUCAUCAUUGAAAUUGAAAAAAAAACAGGCCAAAUACAGAAUCAUGUUAGUCCAUGCAUUUUAUUUAUUCUUAAUGAGUCUGAGUCUAAAAAAUUAGUAAAAUAAAUUACUCCUUUUUGCCUGAUGGGAACCUCUCAUUUGCUAAACAAAGAAUUCCAUGAUUUCAAGUUUAGCUAAGGGAAUGCUAUUAUCAAGAAAGCUUUUAUGAUGGAAGGCUAAUCAAAAGGUCCAAAAAUAUUCCACGAGUGUGUAGUUUUGCUUCACAGCCCCAUAGAAUUAUUAUCAAUACUGUAAUAAGCAAAAGGUGAGAUGGCAAUAAUUGAUUUCUUGUACUAUGGAAUGGAAGACAGGUAGGCAUAAUAGGCAAGACCUUAAAAAAGAGCACAGCCAACACUUUUUUAUGAUAACAGAUAACAGACUAAUUGUGUUAAACUUUAUGUUAUCUGCAUUGAACCAAGUGUAUCUAGAAAGAAAAAAUUGGAACAAUUGGAUUGCGGUUAUAACACUGAAAAAUCUAAAAUAACUAUAUGGGAUGCCUUUGGCACCACAUUAAAAAUUUGCAUGUGUCAGCAUAGUUAGGUAUGGAAAUUUGAGCAACAAGCUUGUACUUCUCACUGAAGUUAAGCUCUAUUGGCUGAGGUAACUACUUGGAUGGGUGACUGGGCAUCAUAUCCUGUGUUGUUGAAGUAUUUUUGCUUGUCUUUGUUUUUAUUUGAUUAGUCAGAAUAACAUUAUUUUCCCCAUAAAGCCACUGAGAGUGACUGUAGAUAUGACCAAUGCAUCCCAAAGUAAACCUCCGAGCAUCUUGUUCUCAUUAGAAUGCCUUAAAACUCCAUUGCUUGCAUUGAGAGUAGAAAUAAUUUAUUGUCAUUUCUGCUAUUACUGAUCUUUUACGUUAUCGUUAAAGGUAGAAGAUCUUGAUUUUAUGCCCAUUGAUGCAUGCCGAAAACAUUUGAAGGUAAGACUCUUAAAAAGGUAUUGUAUAGAGAAUGUUCCUUUGGCUGUUUAGCUUUUUUUGUUUGAUUAUGUGGCUUUUUUUUUCUCCUUUAUUAGGAAGUGUGUUCUGGGCUAAGAGUCACUGACCUCAGAGAUAUCACAGAGAAAAUAAACUCGCUGAAUAUCAUUGCAGAGAAUCAUUUACCCAUGGAAAAGGUUGGUUUACUUAAUGAGUGCUGUACACAACUCACAACUAGGUGUUAACUUUCUCAAAGUAUUUUUUUUUCAGAUUACUUAAUAUUUUAUGAGGCGUGUUAAUUAGCUACCUUCUCUUUCAAGUCGAUUUUAGACAUUUGGUUUCUUACGAAUUUGACCUCAUAGGGUUAUGUAUCAUUGUAAAUGGAACUAAGCUUGCCUGCCCUGUAAAAACUGAACCAUAAUAUGUUGUAUGAUCAACUUCUAUGUUCAUAUCGUGAAUAACACAACACCCCCCUGUGGGAAGGGGGAGGAGGUACCUAAAAGAGAGGUGUACCACCCAGUUCACCUAAAAUCUUAACCCUAUUGUUUUAUAAGUAAACUUGCCACUUUUCACACCCCUUUUAAAACUUGGCUACUAGAUCUAUUUCCAGACAUGGCUUCUGAAAGUUGUAUCAUACUUGGUUUAGGAAUCCACUUUGCUUUGUUCUAUGGGGCAAUUAACUUCCUUAGAGACAAUCUCUGGUUUGCAUAACUUUUGAUAAUUUUCCACUCCUAUCUCACCCAAACAGUUUAAAUGAGGCCAUGAAAACAUGGGAAAAGAUCUUGUUUUUUAAAGGAAUUGUUCUCAAGAAUAUAAGAAAAUCUAAACCAAAGAAACUUUGCCUAAAGCUGCAUGCUCUUAUAUUAACACACCUGUCAACUAAAGAGAGUGUGCCAGGUAUGUCAGUUAUUUUGAAAUUUUUAUUCUAGAUCAUGCAAGACAUCAUGGAUAUUAUUAACUCAAAGGAUACCCCUAACUUAUCAGUUGAAAUUCUGCACCAAAAUGGUGCUUCACAUAAAUCCCACUGUGAAAAGGCAUGGCAGUGUAUUGUUCCAACUCUGAACCUCUGGCUUACACAACUUACAGGACUUCAAGUAAGCUAUUAAAAAUUCUACACAAUUGCUUUCCAAUCUAUUUGUGAGAGUUUAGAGCUUAAAUGAAGAGUUUUUUUUUCUGCAUCAUACAAUGAUGCCAAUUAUAUAUAUCAUACUUGUAAACCUGACGGAGUUUUUGAUGGGACAAAACACUUGCAGACUUUCCUGCAACAUUGAAAAUUGAAUGCAUAGAAAGUUAUUUGCAAUGGAGGUGAUAAGCAACAAUAAAAAGUCAGUCAAUGUUAUCACACUAAAUAAUAGAGCAACAUUUUGAAACUGACUACCAUCUUCUGACAGCUGUUGUGAUCUCUUAUUGUAUUUUUAGGAUCUUCAGGGACCAAUCAAUCAACUGUCAUUUAACUUGAUGCCAUGGAAAUCAAACACAUUGUUUGAAGAGGACGAUACCAGACCUUUAACAGUACAGAGAAUCAAAGAGGCACUUGAGUUUCUUUGCCUUGAAACUAGAGUCAGCCCAAGUGAGAUACAGACUCACACUGCAGAAGAAAUAUCACUGGAUCAUCUAAAAAGCAUUGUUGCUCACUUUCAGAAGCUGUUUGACUUAAACACUGUCAGUGGAGUAUUUACACGAAUGAAUGAGCUCUAUAUGCGGCUUGGAGAAACAUGCAAUGCAAUGAAUAAUAUGCGAGAAUUUCUUGGCUUAGGUGAGAUUAUUUACCAAAGAAUUCUGUGAAAUGUAAUCUCCAAAUUUAAAUUUUGAAGAUCUGCUAGAUUCGUGUUAUCCAGUUAGAUUAAACUGAAUGCCAUUGAGGUGUGGCCUCUCUUUGAUAACUAUAAAAUGGUCCAGAUUAUGGCCAUUCCAAGUUAUAAAAUUCUUUUAAAUAGAACAGCAUGUUGCUGCUUUUAAGAUUUGUUACCCUAGAAUUAAUAUAUUAUUAUGACUAUUAUUAUUAUUAUUAUUAUUAUUAUUAUUAUUAUUAUUAUUAUUAUUGUUAUUGUUGUUGUUGUGGCUACAUCAUGUAGUUUUUGGUAGGUAUGACCCUUUGAUUCUCCUGUUUGGGUUGAAUGCACACCAUUGCAAACAUUGGAUUAGGUUAAGGGAAAUAUUUUGAUUUUUCAUUGGAAAGCAUGCAAAGGCAGGUAACUGUUUCUCAAGGCUGACAAUUCACAACAUUUGGUAGAAUGUUUCCAUAUGGCAGUGCUCUCUUGCAUCAACUAGUAAACUGUUACAGGCCAGUUUUAACGGACAUUUUCUUUUUACUCUAGAUCCAACUUGCAAAACUUCUGAUGUAGUGAAUGCAGUUUCUAAACUGAGUAAAGCUAGACAUCUCUUGAAAGUCGAGGACCUUCCUAAGUAAGCCAAGGCCAUUUAUAUUCCUUCCUUUUAUUCAUUUGUUAUGCAGUUCUUCAUAUGAAUAUAUCAGAGUUGGUGGUAAAAGAUCUACUAGGAGUCAAAGAUGUAGCAAAAACAAAUUUUGAAAAGCUGAUGUUGAUUGAUGCAUUGAUAAGCUGUCCAUCCCCAUCCACCUCAUCCUGAGUCAAUGAGUAUUUAAAUUAUGACCACUGCUCUUUCUCUUUCCUUUCUUCUUUUAAUGUGCUCCUCACCAUGCACCUUUUUGUGCUCUGCUCACAUCAUCAUGUAUGGCCUUCACCUAAGGGUUUUUUUUAAAAGUUUCAAUUUACUGCAUGCUAAGGGUUAUAUAAGCAGUGCCUCCUUUUCAGUGAAGUCCAUUGCACAAGUUAAAAGAAAACAGAGAAAUCAGUGAAAAAAAUGCCACUCAAGAGCCCUUGGAGUGACAUUGAUGCACUGCGGAAGCUCCAUGAUUAAGGUGCUUGAAGAGUAGGGACUACAGACUAGGUCCAAGAGGUUGACCUUGCACUGCUGAGUGGUUUUCAGGUGUCAAAUUUCAAUUUCAAUCUCAAUCAGGCAUAACCAAUGAGAUAUCUCACCUUAAUUACCAGUCAAUCUUCAUGUCAUUGCAACAUGAGUGAUAUUGGAAAAUUAAACCAUUUCAAAUUUCGAGGUGCACAAUAAACUGGAGUUCUGUUAAAUGUUUCAGUAAGAUCAGUCUCACAGACAAAACUCCUAAGAAGAUAAUUAGGAAGGGUAGGCUGGUCAAGGAACCAGCAUGGAAUAACUUUUGCCAUGUGUAUGCUUGUAAUUUGUUUCAGAAAUAGCAUUCAUACAGUCUUCAUCCUUUUAUGAUAACUUUACCCCUGGAAGGCCACGUUCACUGAGUUUGCCAACUUGUUCUACCACAGUGCUGCUAAGCUGUGAAAUUAGAAGAACACAUGCUUUAAGAUGAAAAAAGGUUUUGCAAAAGGGCCUUACCUGGUAAAUAAGGCUCUUUCACAAGCAGGCUGGCAAAAUUGUGAGAACAAACUUGCCAGUGAUAAGAACAUCUAGCACCUCAGGCGCUAUAGAUGCUCUAGUUUAAGCAAAUGUCAGACUUUGCCAAAAAGGAAAGACAGCUUGUAGUCAAUAUUUUAUUUGCUUAUUCAUUUGACACAUCUCACUAUAUUGUUUUAUCAUGUUCAAUUUGUGCCAUUUAACCAAAGGAAGGAGAUUGCUUUCAGGAAAAAAAAAAAUUUUGUGGGCCCAUUUCUAGAUGUAUUAAUCUUCCUGACUGUUCAUUUUUUAAAAACUUGGUUUGAGGAUUUCCUCUACUGUUUCAAACUAAAAGUUUCAAGAAUUUACCUCGAAAAUUGGCCCUGGCUUCCUCUUAGAAUCUAGGAGGUUAUGAAUGCAAGAAGAGAGGGGGAUACAGAAAGAGCAGUAUUCAUUUGAAAAAUGCUUAUUGACUGAGUUUAAGGUUGGUCUGAGCAGGAAAAUACUUAGCCCGAUACCAUGACAUAAUUAUGAGCACCACAAGGUUCAUACAUCGUGACCUAGAGGUAAAUAUUCCCCCAUUUAGCCCAACCUCACUCUGUCUCAUAAGAUGAUGCAAACCAAAAUCUAUUUGCAUACAAAAACCUAUAAUAAGCUUUGGCAGUUUAUCAAUCAUCGUCAGAUAAAUUUGUAUCUUAAGUGGCAUGACUCCUGCUUACUGCAGGGACCAACAUGUCUAGUACAACCUUGGUGAGCUUAGUUCUUUAUUCAAGACAUAAGGAACUCUCUUCAACAUAAUUAAUUAUCGAAGAUACAAAACCCAUCUUUCUUACAUGUCAAAGACUUAAAUACAUGCAUGAAACUGAGAUCAAAAUAGCCUGUGCCAAGUUCUUGGUAAGUACAAAAGAGCAAAAAAAGCAGGCAUGUAAUUAAAAAGGGCAAGGUUUGGGUAACAGCUGCUGUUUGUAAUUCUUCUGCCCCAACUGAGAGCUUAAAAGUAAGCUUUGAUUUAAGGCAAAUUAAUUUUCUCCCAAAAAAUUCUAAUCCUGAUAAAAUCUAAUUGGACAACUUUUCUACAAUUUGCUCAGCCACAGUACGGUACCUGUUUUAGUUGCAGUAAAAUAGCUACUUCCAAGAGUCAGGUAUUUAAUCAUUGAUUUGAAAACCUUGACUACUUGAUCACAUUAUGUAUUUUUGUUCAUCAUUAGCAUUAUGAAACGCUUGGAUCAGUAUGAUGAGUUCUACCCAGCUUUCCAAUCAAUGAUUUCUGAGUUGAAAAAUCUGUUGAGUGAGUAACUGUUUUGUGAGAAAUUGUACCAGAAUGUAGAAUCAUCUGUCUGUACAAAUGUAAAUAAUUAUGUAUCCUUAUUUGGUUCUUUUUUGUAUUUGUUUAAAUUUUUUUUUUAUUUUAUAGUUAUAGUUUUCUUGAUUUUCUACUACAUAACCUGGGGGGACACCGAUUUGCUGUUUAUGUCAUGCAGAUUAAAAUAUAUGAAUUUGAAAGAGUUUUGUAAUUUUAGUUUGAAAAUGUUGUUUUUUCCUUUUGCACUAUCUGUUUCUUAAUUAUGGUGGCAACUUACUGAAGGUUUUGAACCCCUUACUGUAUUCAGAAGCAUUUUUGUUGGAAAAUGGGAAGACUAUAAGGUUGGUGGGUUCUUUAGCUUCAGUAAAAUUACCCCAUUUAAUGUUUUAAAGCCCGUAAGAAUGUUAUUUGUGAGUCAUGUACAAAUGCUUUUGCUUUACCAUUGCAGGAGUUCAAGACAUGGAUGAAAUUGUCACAGCUGUAACAGCACUCAUCAAGUUUCCACCCUAUUGACUUUGCUAAGUUUUCCUUACAACCCUUUUACAUUUAAAAAAAUUAUAUCACUGAGCAGAUAAUGAAGUGCCUUGUUCCCCACAGUACCCUAUUCUAAUUCUGUAGUGUUAAUUUUCACUCAAUAACCUAUUUAGGCCAGGACCCAAAUGGCCCAGACACAAUGUACUUUCUCUUAGUUUUAAGGUGACAGACUAUGUCAAUUGUAUCACAUCAUAACAAUUUGAAAUCUUUCUUAUUAAACCACAG